AUGGCAGUGAGUAGGCCUGGAGAAGCCAAGCUUCUGGAGGCGAUGUGGAUGAUGCUACAGCAGGAGAGCCUCGACUACUACGUGGUGGCAACGAAGUGGCGUUUGGGCACUGUGCUUCUUCUCGGUGGAGGAGUGGCGUCAGUGGUGUUAGGUCUUGAGAUCGACGUCGGCUGGGAGUUUGAAAUGGCAUAUGACAUAUUUCAUGAUGUUGAUGAGGUGAUAGAAGUAGUGGUGAGGCAAGAAGAGAAUGUUAGUGAAGAGGUCAGUGAAGAAGGAAAUGUCGGUGAAGAGAUGAGUGAAGAAGAGAACAGUGCGAAUGAUGUUGGUGGAUCUGAGUAUAGUUUUUGUGAUAGUGAUGAUGAAGAUUGGACUGGUGUUCAUGAAGGAGUUGAGAAUUUGGGAGAUCAUAAUCUUCAAAACAUUGGCUUGGAAAAUGAAAUUCCAGAUGUGAGCAGUGAUGGGUUAUCUAAUUACAGUGAGAAUCAAGAUUUGACUGGAGAAAGUGAGGAUGAAAUAGAGAGUAAUGUAACGAAAGGGAAAGGAAAAAAGCAAACAAGGACCGUGGAUUAUUUAUAUAAAUCAUUGAAGGGGAAGUUGUUCAAAUAUGCUGAAGGGGGAAAAAUUGAAUUUGAGAAGGGCCAUAUUUUUGAUGACAUCCGCCAUUUCAGAGAGGUUUUGGUGGAGUAUUCAGUCCAAAAAGGUUUUAACCUUGUUAGGGAAAAAAAUGAGACCGGUAGAAUUACUUGUCACUGUGCUAACCAAGGCUGCAGUUGGAGAAUUCAUGCAACUAUAUUGGCUGAUCAGUUGACAUAUAAGGUGAAGUCUGUAGGCCCAGAGCACACUUGCAUCAGAAUAAGUAAGCUCAAGAGUGUGACUGCACCUUUUAUAGCAAAAAAGCUUAUGGAGAAGUUUAAAAGGAAUCCUGAAAUUAAUGUCAAAUAUGUGAAAGAAGAAGUUAGAGAAAAACUUCUUGCAAUUGUAAGUACUAGUGCUUGUUGGAGGGCUAGAAAUAUAGCAAGAGAUCAGAUUCUAGGGAACCAUUCUACUUCAUAUAAAAAGCUGUGGAAAAAUGUAGCUGAGGGGCCAUUUGGGGGUAUUUUGAUGAGUGCAAUAGGACUUGAUGGGAAUAAUGGAUUAUAUCCAUUUGUAGUAGCUGUAGUUGAGUCUGAAACUAAAGACAGUUGGAAAUGGUUUCUGGAUCACUUGCAUAAAUUCCUAGGUGAUACAACAACAACUAAUAUACCAUGGACUUUUAUGUCAGAUGGUCAAAAGGGCAUUUUAACUGCUCUCUCUGAAAUUUUUCCACAAGCAAUAACUAGAAGAUGUUGCAGGCAUAUAUAUGCUAACUUUAGGACACGGUGGCCAGGUGUGAAGUACAAGAAACUAUUCUGGGAAGCUGUAAAUGCAUAUAAUGAAGAAGAUUUCAAAAUUGCAAUGAGGCAGAUUGAGUUAAUUAGUCAGGAUGCCUCAAUUUGGUUGAUGGAGCAUCCUUUGGAGACAUGGACAAGACACAAAUUUGAUGAUAGGGUGAAAUGUGACUAUGUCACCAAUAAUCAUGUGGAGUCAUUUAAUUCUUGGCUUGAGAAUGUUAGAGCAAAACCAAUCACUGCUGUUUUUGAAUGUAUAAGAACAAAGGUGAUGUCCAAAUUCAACAAAAGGUUUCGAAGGACAGCAGAUUGGACAACCACGGUAGUGCCAAAAAUUAAGAAAAGAUUAAACUCCAAUAUAUCCAAAGCUGGUACAUGUGAAUUGACAUGGCCCGCUGAAGGUGUGUAUGAGGUAACUGAUAAUGCAAAACUGAAGAGUUAUAUUGUUAUGUUUGGGGAGAGGACUUCUUGUUGUAGGGAAUGGCAGGUGAGUGGAGUUCCUUGUAUGCAUGCAUGUGCAGCCAUUACUACCACAAGGGUGGAUAUUGAGAAGUUAUGUUCAGAUUUCUACAAUAAGGAUACAUAUACAAAGACUUACACUCCUUUCAUCCACCCCAUGCACGAUGAAAGUAUGUGGACUGAGGUUGACAAACCUGAAUUGGAUCCACCAAAGCUCAAAAGACCCUGUGGUAGACCAAGAGUGUCAAGGAAGAGGGAGGAUGGUGAAGCAGAAGCAAAGAAAAGGUCAACUAUUGUGCGGUGCAGUGUUUCCGGUAGGGCAGCAGCAACAAGAGCAACUCAAGCCACAUCAACACAAGGCUCUCAGCCUUCAUGUUGCACCAGCAGGAAGUAG
Cornus florida is the source of this 2220-nucleotide messenger RNA. RefSeq lists its product as uncharacterized. The coding region runs from base 1 to 2220 and encodes 739 amino acids. The record is from RefSeq and is a predicted model, not a curated record. Gene Ontology annotation, molecular function: zinc ion binding. NCBI's taxonomy places the organism in Eukaryota, Viridiplantae, Streptophyta, Magnoliopsida, Cornales, Cornaceae. The transcript is spliced from 6 exons.